AUGCCUAACCUCCCCUCCCCGCCCUCGCCCGUCUCUUCGGGCAAGAAGAGACCUCAUCCAUCCAGCGAGACGCCACCCACUCAAUCCGAUCCUGCGAACGCCUCGCGAGAUAACCCCUCUACCUCAGCCGCCGUCCCCUCCACAUCACCCGCCCUCUCAACCACACAUUCGACCGCCACCGUGGCUUCGACUGCUUCUUCCUCAUCCUUCCGAAAUGUCUCGGCCUGUAAUCGCUGCCGGCUGCGCAAGAACCGUUGCGACCAGCGGCUUCCGCGAUGCCAGUCUUGUGAAAAAGCUGGAGUUCGCUGCGUCGGAUACGACCCUAUCACGAAGCGGGAGAUCCCGCGUAGCUAUGUAUAUUUUCUAGAGACUCGGGUCGCCUAUCUGGAGAAGCAACUAGCAGAGCACAAUAUUGAGUUCAAAAAAGCCGUUGCUUUCGACGAAGAGGAAGCCGUCAAGACGGAGACCGAAGGCGAUACGGCGCAAACUGGUUCUGCCGCCGAUGGCCCAGGUACCGAGGGUGCAGAUAAGUCAUGGAAGGGCUCGGCGAUCAAGGAGGAGGCUGAAGGAUCGGUUCAGAGAGCAGAUGGAGAUCAAGGCCGAGAUACGGACGGGAAUCGCGAUGCUGCAAACGAGGACAACUGGCGACUGCAUAAUCUGGUGUCAAAUAUUGGUAUGGUUUCCGUGCAGGGAACCUCUGAUCCUCGAUAUCUCGGCUCAACUUCGGGUAUCUCAUUUGCCCGAGUUGUCUUUGCUGCGGUACGAAGUUCGCUCCCAGGAAAUGUGCCCGAGCGUGCUCCGAUCCGUCCCAGUGAGCGUCUGCCGCAGACGGCUGCUGGUCCUGCUGGAGGUAGCAUGCGCGACUCAUUCUUCGGACUCCAAACGAGGCCGAUGAUGAAACGCGCUGCUUUCCCAGAUCGCGAGCUUGCUGAGCGUCUGGUGGACCUUUACUUUGAACACGCAAACCCUCAAAUGCCCAUCCUCCAUCGUGGAGAUUUCAUGGAACUUCUCGACCGCACAUACCUCUUGGAAGAGAAAAAUCGUUCUCCUCGCGCCCUAUAUGUCCUCAACAUCGUGUUUGCCAUUGGUGCAGGUAUCAUUUUUGAGGACAAGCCUCAGGGUUCGGAUGAAGAGGACCACGCAGGCCGUGACCGAGCUUCAUCAACGACGAAGAGGUUACGAUUGUCGAAUCACCAGUAUCAGCCCGAGGAGUACCAUGCCUCUGCAAUCGUUCAUCUGGAAUCUUUCCUUGGCUCAUCAUCUAGCGAAGGUUUUGGUGGCUUGGAAGAGCUUCAGGCAGUGCUUCUGCUGGCCAGCUUUGCCUUGCUUCGUCCGGUUGCCCCUGGUUUGUGGUAUAUUGUCGGUGUUGCAAUGCGCUUGGCUGUUGACCUCGGACUUCAUUAUGAAGAUGGCGUUGGGUUGACCACUAAAGACGGAAACCAAGUCCAGCCCCGCAUCGAUGCCCGUGAGCGAGGCCGGCGCGAAUGGGUGCGUGAUCUACGGCGCCGUUUGUGGUGGUGUACAUACAGCUUCGACCGUCUGGUAGCCACGUGCGUUGGUCGACCAUUCGGCAUCAGCGAUCAGGCUAUCAGCACGGAAUUCCCAUCCAUGAUGGAUGACAAGUACAUCACCAAAUCCGGCCUCGUGACGCCUCCCGACGGAGCUCCAACGUACAAGCACGUCGCUUUCCACUACUUCAAAUUACGCCUUCUCCAAUCCGAAAUUCACGACGUCCUUCAAUAUCAACAGGCCCGUGCUGUUCGCAGGCGAGCAUCUGAAAGUGCUACGAUUCUUCCCCACGCCGAACUAACAUCACCUUUCCUCCAAGGCUUCGAUUCAUUCCGUUCAUGGCGUCAUGAUGUACAUCGUCGCUUGGUGGAGUGGAAUGAGUCUGCGCCAACGCGUCCUGAUACGGGUGUACGCUUUUCUAUUGAGCUUUUGGAGCUGAAUUACUGGCAGGCGAUUAUUUUGUUGUAUCAACAGAGUUUGACGGUGCCUGCAGAGUUGGCUUCAGAGCUGACACCCGCGGAUGACGUGUCUAGUCCGUCUUUCUCCAAUCCUGAGGAGGGCGAUGAUGAGGACCAUGUCUACUUGAAUGUUGCAGAGGCGGGUCAGAAAGUCAUUCGAAUCUAUCGACAGUUGCACCGUGUGCGAUUGGUGAACUACACUUAUCUUGCUACGCAUCAUAUCUUCAUGGCUGGAAUAUCCUUCCUAUAUGCUAUCUGGCAUUCGCCGUUGGUUCGCAGUCGAUUAACACUUGACGAGGUUGAUUUUACUGUGCUUGCAGCGACCUCUGUUCUCGGUGACUUGAUGCACAAGUGUCCCCCCGCCGAGAAUUGCCGGGAUGCCUUUGAGCGUAUGAGCAAGGCUACCGUCCAAAUGUGCCUGUCAACCACUGGCUUUGGAUCACAGGUUGAUAUGUCCCGAAUCCAAGCGGCUGCCCACGGUGCAGGUAAUCUGUAUUCAGGCCGGCGCCAGGCAAUGAACCAGAGACACCAGGGAGGGCAGGGCCGACGCUCGAAUCAAUCUCGGACAGCACGACCGGUGCCCAAGUUCGACAUGAAUUUGGCCGAUCUGUUCAGUGACACCAACACACCUCUGGCCGACAGGUCUCGAACCGACAGCAGGCCCCUAGGUACCAACUACGCUGUUCGACCAGAGACUGCAGAGGCUAUUGCACCCGGUCUAACGCGACCAUUCGCGCAACGCACUCCAUCCAUGGAGUACUUUAUGAAAUACGAAGGUCAAACAUCCCCACAAGCCCAAGCCCAGGCCCAUCCCCAGUUCUACUAUGGCAACUCCCCACCACAGAGUGGCUCUCCAGGCAGCGUUGCUCAUUCGGCCGGUGGACCCCAUGGUCUACCACACACAGAAAUGGAGAAUCAGCAAGGCGUUAGCUUGGACUUUUUGGACUUUGCGUCCGGCGAUCCUGAGAACCAGACUAUGGGGCAAGACCCUAAUGCCGAGUAUAAUCUUGCAGGCAUGCCUACCCUCGGUCAAAACGUGGGUAUUGACCUUGGAUUCGGCAUGGCCAUGGACUUCCAGCAUGAUUGGAGCGAAAAUCCCAACUACGAUAUCCUCGAGGGAUAUUUCUUUGGUGGUUCCGGAGCCGGCGCACCUGGCGGGGAUGCGUAA
Molecule: messenger RNA, 3135 nt
Organism: Penicillium cataractarum
Lineage: Eukaryota; Fungi; Ascomycota; Eurotiomycetes; Eurotiales; Aspergillaceae
Product: Zn(II)2Cys6 transcription factor
Exons: 3
Coding region: 1-3135 (1044 amino acids)
Biological process (GO): DNA-templated transcription; positive regulation of transcription by RNA polymerase II
Molecular function (GO): DNA-binding transcription factor activity, RNA polymerase II-specific; sequence-specific DNA binding; zinc ion binding
Source: RefSeq, a predicted model, not a curated record